GUCAGAGAGCCAGCAGAUCAGAUGCUGCGUCAGUUUGAUGAUUCCUGGCUGAAACCUUGAUCUGCCAGGACACGUGAAGGUUGCAAACAAGGAUCGUGAAGCCUAAGACGAGUGAGGAUGUCUGAAAUGAUGAAGGCUGAAGCAGAUGAACCCGGAGUGUUCGGCUCGGAGCCCCUCAUGGCUGCAGCAUCCACAGCAGAACUGGAGCAGAAACAAGACAACAAAGAUCUCAUCCAUCAGAUGUUUGUGAUUAAAGUGGUUCCCCAUGACUGGAGACUCAGGUUGAACCAGCAGGAUCCAGAUGACUCUCACAUAAAGAAGGAGGAAGAGGAGCUGUGGAUCAGUCACGAGGAAGAGCAGCUUACCGCCAAGAUUGAAGAUGAACAGAAACCAGAACAUUAUGAGAUCAAAGCAGAUGACUUGAGAGAGGCAGAAUCUCCAACCAGCAGCUCAGAUGAGAAGACGGAAACGGAGCCUCAUGAAGAGGACAGUGGAGGAUUAGAACUGGAGAGGAACCAGGAUCCAGCAUGCUCUUCUCUGCAAACUACGACAACUUCUCACAAAAGAGUUAGGACAUCUAAGUCGCCCGCAAAUGGAGUUCAAACCGAAGAGAAGCCAUUUUGCUGCCACGUUUGUGGAAAAACUUUCAAGCGCAACGCUCAUGUUAAAUUACACAUGAUGACUCACACUGCAGAGAGAGAACAUACCUGUGAUCUUUGCGGCAAAGGAUUUAAAGAAAAGAGUUUUGUUCAGACGCACAUGAGAAUACAUACGGGAGAGAAACCGUUUUCCUGUGAUGUUUGUGGUAAGGGGUUUCAUGCAAAAACAUAUCUGAAAACUCACAUGAAGGUCCAUUCAGCAGACAAACCUUUUUCAUGUGAUAUUUGUGGUACAAGAUUUAAAAGAAAGGAAAAUAUAAAGAAGCACAUGAGGAUCCACACUGCAGAGAGACCGUUUGUUUGUAGGGUUUGCAAUAAAGACUUUUCACUGCAAAACACGUUGAACAGACACAUGCGUGUUCACACAGGAGAGAAGCUGUUUAUUUGUGAUGUGUGUAGCAAAGGAUUUUCAUUAAAACAUAAUCUGAAAAGCCACAUGGAAGUUCACACGGCACCAUUCAGCUGCAGUGAUUGCAGUAAACGUUUUGUAAAAGAAAUCCAGUUGGAGCGACAUGUGAGAGUCCACUCAGAGGAGAGGCCGUAUGGUUGUAACGUCUGUAAAAGUAGAUUUUAUCAAAGGUGUCAACUUGAAAAUCACAAGAGAGUGCAUUCAGGAGAGAAGCCGUUUGUGUGCACGGUUUGCAGUAAAGGAUUUUCACAGCUUGGAGAUAUGAGGAGGCACAUGGGACUUCAUAAAGACUCUUAACUAAACAUAGUUGUGAGCCAUACUGUCAGUAUUUUAUAUUAAUAAUUUAUGUCUACCUGAUCUCCACAUUAUCGCCUUUAAUUAAAAUAGUUGAAAAAUAAAAAACUUUAUCAUUUGUAAUUUUCUUUAUUUUUUAACUAAUCAGUUUUAGUUAAAAGUUCAAAAUGCUACAGCAAAGUGAUUUUUUUAACUGGUAAUUUCAAAAUUAACAAAGCUAAAAAGCAUAAUAAACCCAGUUGUGCUUUCACCAAGGCUUUUUCUCAAUAGCUCAAUCUUCAGUCAUUGAUUAUGUAGCGUUUGGCUUCUUCUGAUGCAGAAUUAUAAUGCAUGUCACCAAUGUAAAAGUCAAAAUGUGACAUGACCAUGUGGAAGUGGCGCAAAUCACAUUUUUUGGGGGGCUGAAAAUAUUGGAAUCGGACCAUUCAGCAUGCUGUGGAAAAGUCUGAUCUGGGUCGCAUAUUGGCAAAACAAGAAAUUGUAUUUGGAUCGCAUUUGUCUGCUGUGUGUACAUAGACUUAAGAUAUUCAGCCUAUCGACUCCGUCCAACAUUCAGAGUAUGAAGUUGAUGUUUGCACCUGACACAGAUGAGUGUCCAUGUCUUUGUAGGCGAUAAAGAGACGGACAGUUAAAGGAAUCGUAGUGUUUGUGUUCCUCCUUUAGUGACAACAAUCAUUAGGUUGACCAAACAUUUAUUAGAGUCAGUAUAAAUGUCCGGGUUUGUUUUACUUCUCACGUCUGUUUUGAUGCUGUUUUUUGCAUAUGACAAAAAAAUCCCCAAUCUCUAAUUCAUUCUGUGUAUUGUUUAUUGAUAAAAACAUUU
Molecule: messenger RNA, 2185 nt
Organism: Poeciliopsis prolifica (blackstripe livebearer)
Lineage: Eukaryota; Metazoa; Chordata; Actinopteri; Cyprinodontiformes; Poeciliidae
Product: gastrula zinc finger protein XlCGF52.1-like
Exons: 3
Coding region: 118-1365 (415 amino acids)
Biological process (GO): regulation of transcription by RNA polymerase II
Molecular function (GO): DNA-binding transcription factor activity; RNA polymerase II cis-regulatory region sequence-specific DNA binding
Source: RefSeq, a predicted model, not a curated record